This is a messenger RNA of Monosiga brevicollis MX1, 1314 nucleotides long. RefSeq lists its product as uncharacterized. The transcript is spliced from 5 exons. NCBI's taxonomy places the organism in Eukaryota, Choanoflagellata, Craspedida, Salpingoecidae. The record is from RefSeq and is a predicted model, not a curated record. The coding region runs from base 1 to 1314 and encodes 437 amino acids.
AUGAUUGAGACGACCCAGACCAUCCCAUCGGCUCGGCGAAAUAGUCAAGCUCAUCGCGCCUCUGUCGACGCCACAAAGCUGCCCACGCUUGGAGGCAGCCGCCGUGGUAGUGCCCGCAUCAGCUCUCGCUUGGACUCACAAACCUCUUCCAACAACACGACCAUUCCAGAACCGUUUUCCGUCUCUGAGCGUCGCUUGUCCUACCGCGAGCAACAAAUGGUGGACGACGCCCGACGGGCACGACGUCGGCGAGAGCAGACAGACGAACUCUGGCGCAUGUCUGUGCGUCUGGAGCGUGAGCUGCAGCAGGCGCGCGAAGAGCGUGAGCGUCGCCGCGAGACGGCGGUUUUUCGACGCGUGAGUCAGCAAGCCGAGCUGGAGCGUCAUAAUGAAUUUGAGGCCGUUCAGUCCGCCAUUCAGCAGCGCCGACGCGAUUCGUUGCGCCGAAGAACCGAGGCAGCGCAAGCUCGCCGUGAAGAGGAGGAGCGUCUUCGUUCCGAGCGCCAUGCGCAUGAAGCAGAGUUGCAGGCAGUCAUGGAGCAGCAAGAGGCAGAGGAGAAGGCUCGUGUGCGUGAAAAUAAACGCAAGGCACAGCUUGAGGCCGAGGAACGCGCGGCCAAGGAAGCUGAGCGCAGAAAGGCACACGACGAACGACUCGCACAGGAACGGGAAGCUGCCCGCCUCGAUAUUGAGCGAGCCAAGGCCCGGCGUGCGCGUGAGGCGCGCCGCCUGGCUGCCCAGCAGAAAGAAGCCAAGUACGAAGCCGCACGAAACAAAGAAGCCCGUCGUCAGGAACUAGCCGAGAAGGCUCGCCAGCGCCGUCAAGAAGACCGUGCCAUUCGAGCCCAGAACAAGGAUCUUUUGGCUGAAACAGAGCGGGCGGAGGAAGAGGAGCGUCGUCGUCGCCAGGAACUGGCAGCUAAAGACCGACGAGAGCGCUUGGCAGCGCAGAAACGCAUUGAGGCUGAAAAGCAACAAAAGAUGGAGUUUGAACGCCAGCGUCAACAAGAGGCCGCUGAGGCUCGACGCGCAGAGGAGGCGCGACGCCGGGCGGAAGAGAAGCAGCGCAAGGUCGAGCGCGCCCAGGAACAGGCACGCAAGGAACAACUUCGCAAAGCCUACCUCGCCAAGCAGCAAGAGCUCGCACGACAGCAGCGAGAGCAGGAAGAGCGUCAGCGACGUGAGGCGGAGCUGCGUCGCAAGAAGAUGGAUGAACGUGAACGACAGGCAGCAGAGGACGAAGCCGAACGCAAACUGGCCGAAGCCAAGGCCGCCCUGCAGCGUAAAAUUCGAUGGCUACAAAAAUACGGCUAG